AUGGCAUCUUCAUCUUAUAUUGGAAAUGGUAAUGGCUAUACAAAACGUUCUCGUCGUAGUGAGCCAACCAUUGUCCAAGUAAAAGAAGAAGUGAUUGAAAUGGGUAAUAAUAAUGAUCCAUAUCAAUCACCUUAUGAGCAAUUACUUCAACAGGAAACUGUACCAAUACCAGUUGUUGUACCACCAAAAAAACCUAAAGAACAAAAAUGUCGUUGGGAUCGUUGUACACAUACAGGUGAUAUUAAUGGAUCUUUAUUUGAACAUCUUCUUGAACAUGUUAAUGCACAAAAGAAUAGCAAAAAAGAACAAAUGUGCCUUUGGGUUGGAUGUCGAGUUUAUAAAGUAGCAUCACGAAGUGUUAAUUAUUUAGAAAAACAUAUUCAUAAACAUACAAAUGAAAAACCAUUUCGAUGUGUUUUUGAUAAUUGUAUGGAACAAUUUACAACACAAUUUGGACUUGAAAGACAUGUUCAAACACAUUUUAGACAACAAGAUGCUUCAAUGCUCUUUGAUACUAGUGGUGAAACAUCAAUGAUUGGAACAACUGAUUUUGAUGUUUUAAAUGGUGACGAAAAUCAUCGUUCGUAUCUACGUGGUGGAAGUAUAAAUGGUUCAUAUCAAAAUAUGCUUCUUCAACAAGUUCAACAUCAAUCAAAUGAGAAAAAAGCUAAUCGAAAACGUCGAGCUAAAAUUAAUGGAGUACCUGUUGCGUACGGUAAAUAA
This is a messenger RNA of Rotaria sp. Silwood2, 723 nucleotides long. Lineage: Eukaryota; Metazoa; Rotifera; Eurotatoria; Philodinida; Philodinidae. The record is from the annotation of a GenBank genome assembly.